Messenger RNA from Micropterus dolomieu (smallmouth bass), 1742 nucleotides. RefSeq lists its product as uncharacterized. Gene Ontology annotation, molecular function: signaling receptor activity. Bases 1 to 1152 code for a protein of 383 amino acids. NCBI's taxonomy places the organism in Eukaryota, Metazoa, Chordata, Actinopteri, Centrarchiformes, Centrarchidae. The record is from RefSeq and is a predicted model, not a curated record. The transcript has 13 exons.
AUGAUGGUGUGUGUGUUAAUUCCUCUCGUCUUGACUGUCCUUCUGACUGAGACGUCUGCUUUACUGUCAUCUUCAGGGACGGAGCAGGUCUUUUCAUGCCCACCUCGGUGGCUCCUGUUUGGUCAGAGAUGCUUCGCUUUCUACCCUGUGUGGAGCUCCUGGAGCGAUGCCGAUUUAUUGUGCUCUCAGGCAGCUGGUAAACUGGCGUCGCUUCACACACCAGAGGAGAGACAGUUUGUCCGUCUGCUAGCAAACACACACACACCUGUGUGGCUGGGUGGAUACCAGGAACAGCAGAACUGGUUUUGGAGCGACGACUCCCCCUUCAGGAUGAGUGAUUGGACCAAGCAGUGGCAGGGAAAUACCAGCGAGGGAGGGGCUUGCAUGGAAAUGGAACCAAAAAGUGGAAAGCUGCACAGCGCCCCCUGUGGAGAGCUCAGGUUCUACAUCUGCUCCACCAAAGACAGCUCCUCUUCUAAAGUCGUCCCCAGUGACAGGAAACCAGGAAUCAUGCACGGUCUGAGUCUGUUUGAUGUUUUGUGGGGCAACAGCUACUUGUUGGCAGAGGAGAUUCGCCACUUGUCCUACUUUCUCAAGGAGCUCCGUUCUGGUCAGCUAACGCAGCGCUGCUACAACAACUUCAUGCAGCAGGAGGCGCUCUAUCUGCACAGAGUCAGCAGCACACUGGAGACCCUGAUGUGUAGUUUACAGGAAGCAGAUGAGAACACAAGAUCACUGCUGCAGGACACACUUCAACACUACCGCAGCAGAAACCAGAGCCCCCUCACUUCGCCUCCCCCACAGUGGCUCCACUUCGCCCUGCAGUCUUUCCACUCUGUGGUUUUGGAGGAGCCGAUCUAUUGGCUGGUGGCUCUGUCGGCCCGGGCCUGCCUCCGGGACUUUUUGGCUGAGCUCAAGCCUGGUUCCAAGUUGGUGUCUGGGUCUGAGGAUAAGGCCUCCAGCAUCUACCAGCAGUGGAGUGUUGAGAGUCUGAAGGAGGUCGCCUGGAUUCGCAGAUACAGAAAGGUGUUAGAGGAAUACCAGGACCAGAUAGACGUGUUUAAAGCCAUAAACAUCUUCCACGACCACAUGGUGAACCAGAAGAAUUUCUACAAGGCUGCAGACUGUGAUAUAGAGGAUGAAAAAUUAUGAUGAGGAGCAGGGUGUGUCCCCUGGUGAAGGGUUUUCCCAGACAAACAACUCUACUUCCUGUUGGCACCUGCUGGCCCAAUUACACAAUUGUUCACCUUGCUUGCAAACCUCAAGGAGUUGAAGGACGGCGCAUAUUAAAGCACAUUACACUUGUUUAGAUGCUGUUUUCUUGUGAAUGUGGAGGUAAAAACUUUGGUUAUCAUUUGUUAGAUUGAAGGAUAUUAUUAGCUUCUUUACUGUAUUUACUUUUUCUACCAACUCCACUAUGUUGCUGUUCUUCUACUAGAUGAAGGAUUUUCUGGAUAAGAGAGCGAAAUAAUGAACAAACUGUCAAUUAAUUUAAUCUUUAUUGACCAUUUAAAAAGAGGUUUAGUUUGGAUUAUUGUCUUCCUUUAUUUGACAGGGACAGUACAUAUUGAAAAUAUGCCAGUGAACCAGAAAGGCUACUUUUCAUCUGCAGUCGUAUUUAAACAGUACUGUAGUACUGUUUAUAGAAAGUAUACAAAGGGAUAAAUUACAGUACAUAAAAUGUAAAGGGGACUCAUUCCAUUAUAAAACAUUGUUAACAAAAUACAGCACAUAAACUAAAA